AUGUCUUUGGGCCUGAUGCAGAGUCUUAGAACAGCAGCUGUACUGGAGGACUGUGUCCACCAGUUGGACCUACUGGGACACUGUCUGACGGUGCAGAUCAGCAGAGACCAAAGGGCCACACCUGUACAGGAGGAAGACAGACUGAUAAGGAUGAAAAUGGAUUGUCAGUUCAUCUCGCAGCAAAUGUCCAAACUGUCUUCUGAGCUGGAGGGGAAGCAGAGUUUCAGUUGUCUGCUGCAGACUGUGGAGAAAAAGGAAAAGAAACGCAACGAGAAGACGAUAAAAACACAGAUACGUCUGGAACUCAUAAAGCAGAUGGAACUGAGACAGAGGAUUCAAACCAAACUGGACACACUAAAAGAAAUAAACUUUGUCUGGAAAGAACUGAAGGCCAAAGCAGUGACAAAGAAGGCUGAGAUGAAGAACGCUGAAGAGGAGCUGAAGAAAAAGAUCUUGGAGGAGGAGGCCAGGCAGAAUGAGAACCAGCAGACAAAGACCUGGAAGGCCCAGAUCCAGCAGGCUGAGACCAGGCAACUUGAGAACAAGUUGCAGGAACAGCUAGAGCUGCUGCAAAAACAGCUGGAAGAAGAAGAAAGCGCUCAUUUGGAGUCAUUAAGAUUCUUACAUAAUCAGCACAAGGAAAUGCAGCAGCAGCUGAACAUCUGGAAGCAGCAAACCAAGCAGAUGCUGCAGGACAAACAGAAGCAUGUUAACAGCAUCCUCUGCAAAAGAUCAGUGAACAUAGACAUACUGAUGGAGAUGAGGAGGAAGUUCAGGGAGAUGGAGCAGGUGGUGAUUGAGGACAAACUGGAGCAGGAGCAACUAUUCCAGCAGGAGGCAGAGGCCAGAGCUGCUACAAAGCUGCAGGCCUGGUGGAGAGGCUGCAUGGUCCGCCGAGGUCUCAGAGCGUCGAAGGAUGCCGACAACAAGAAAUAUAAGAAGAAGAAAGUGAAGAAAUGA
This is a messenger RNA of Nematolebias whitei (Rio pearlfish), 960 nucleotides long. RefSeq names its product IQ motif containing G (gene drc9). Gene Ontology annotation, cellular component: motile cilium; cytoplasm. Gene Ontology annotation, biological process: cilium organization. NCBI's taxonomy places the organism in Eukaryota, Metazoa, Chordata, Actinopteri, Cyprinodontiformes, Rivulidae. Gene Ontology annotation, molecular function: protein binding. The coding region runs from base 1 to 960 and encodes 319 amino acids. The record is from RefSeq and is a predicted model, not a curated record. The transcript has 9 exons.